CGCUCCCCUCUGCGCGUGACCCCCAGCUCACUCUCCUCUUCGUCUUCUUCUUCGUCGUCGGACGACAUUUCCACGACUCUCUCUCUCUCUCUCUUAGACGGAUCACAACCUCGCAUCUCCCGGCGACCCUACCGCCUUCUCCGCCGUCCGAGCCGACUCCGGAUCUGUGAACUCGCCGGGUCAACUCGGGGAAUGGCUUCUCCGGAAGCCGAUUCCCUCUCCCGCUUGACUCUGGUGGUCGCCCCGGCUCUCGAUAGGAUUGUAAAGAACGCCUCCUGGCGCAAGCACUCGAAGCUCGCCCACGAGUGCAAGUCCCUCCUCGAGAAGCUCUCCCCACCGCAGCCAUCGCUCCCCUCCCCCGAGCCCGACUCCUCCGAGCCCGAGUCGUCCCUCCCGGGGCCGCUCUUCGACGGGCCCACCCAGUUCUCCCUCGCCGACUCCGAUUCCGUCCUCGGCCCCCUGAUCAACGCCUGCCUGUCCGGCAAUGUCAAGAUUGCCGAUCCCGCCGUCGACUGCCUGCAGAAGCUGAUCGCGCACGGCUACCUCCGCGGGGAGGCUGAUCCCGGCGGGGGCGGAGCCGAGGCGAAGCUGCUGGCGAGGGUGAUCGAAUCCGUGUGCAGGUGCCACGAGUUGGGUGACGAUGCCGUCGAAUUGUUGGUUUUGAAGACCCUGCUGUCUGCGGUUACUUCCAUGUCUUUGAGGAUUCACGGGGAUUGCUUGCUGCUGAUUGUGAGGACUUGUUAUGAUAUAUACCUUGACAGUAAAAAUGUGGUUAAUCAGACCACCGCCAAGGCCUCAUUAGUGCAGAUGCUCGUGAUCGUGUUUAGGAGAAUGGAGGCAGAUAGCUCGACUGUCCCGGUACAGCCGAUUGUGGUUGCAGAGUUGAUGGAGCCAGUCGAGAAAUCGGAUGUGGAUGGGUCGAUGACCCAGUUUGUUCAAGGGUUCAUAACCAAAAUUAUGCAGGACAUUGAUGUGGUGUUGAAUCCAGUGACGCCUGGUAAGAAUCCACUCGGCGGACAUGAUGGGGCGUUUGAGACUACCACUGUUGAGACCACUAAUCCGGCAGACUUAUUGGAUUCAACCGAUAAGGAUAUGUUGGAUGCAAAAUACUGGGAGAUUAGUAUGUACAAGACGGCAUUAGAGGGUAGGAAAGGGGAAUUAGCAGAUGGAGAAUUGGAGAGAGAUGAUGAUUUAGAGGUUCAGAUUGGAAAUAAGUUGAGGAGAGAUGCAUUUUUGGUGUUCAGAGCACUUUGCAAGUUAUCUAUGAAAACACCUCCAAAGGAGGCUGUGGCAGACCCGCAGUUGAUGAAGGGAAAGAUUGUGGCUUUGGAGUUGUUGAAGAUUUUGUUGGAGAACGCAGGAGCUGUUUUUAGGACAAGUGACAGGUUUCUAGGUGCUAUUAAGCAAUAUCUAUGUCUGUCAUUGUUGAAGAACAGUGCUUCCACGCUUAUGAUUGUUUUCCAGCUUUCUUGCUCCAUCUUCAUCAGUCUGGUGGCCAGAUUCAGAGCUGGAUUGAAAGCUGAGAUUGGAGUAUUCUUUCCUAUGAUUGUACUGAGAGUUUUGGAGAAUGUUGCUCAACCUAAUUUUCAACAGAAGAUGAUAGUGCUUCGGUUUUUAGAUAAGCUCUGUUAUGAUUCACAGAUCUUGGUAGACAUCUUUAUCAAUUAUGAUUGUGAUGUCAAUUCAUCUAACAUAUUUGAGAGAAUGGUCAAUGGACUUCUUAAAACUGCUCAAGGUGUCCCUCCUGGUACUGCUACUUCACUGUUGCCACCGCAAGAGGCAACCAUGAAACUUGAAGCUAUGAAGUGCUUAGUGGGUAUUCUAAAAUCAAUGGGAGACUGGAUGAACAAGCAGUUGCGUAUUCCAGAUCGCCAUUCUAAUAAGCUUGAACCAGUAGAGAACAGUUCUGGAGUGGCAACUCCUCCUAUGGCAAAUGGGAAUGGAGAUGAGCCUGUUGAAGGAUCUGAUGCUAAUUCAGAAGCUUCAAGCGAAGCCUCUGAAGUUUUGACAAUUGAGCAACGUCGGGCUUACAAACUUGAACUUCAGGAAGGUAUAUCUCUUUUCAACAGGAAACCUAAGAAAGGAAUUGAAUUUCUCAUGAAUGCGAAUAAGGUGGGGAAUUCACCGGAGGAGAUAGCAGAGUUUCUUAAGAAUGCAUCAGGCUUGAACAAGACUUUAAUUGGUGAUUAUUUAGGUGAAAGGGAAGAAUUAUCGCUGAAAGUGAUGCAUGCAUAUGUUGAUUCUUUUGAAUUCCAAGGAAUGGAAUUUGAUGAAGCUAUAAGGGUGUUCCUACGAGGAUUUAGAUUGCCCGGAGAAGCACAAAAGAUUGACAGGAUCAUGGAGAAGUUUGCAGAAUGUUAUUGCAAGUGUAACCCGAAAGCAUUUACCAGUGCCGACACAGCCUAUGUUCUUGCUUACUCUGUCAUACUGCUGAACACUGAUGCUCAUAACCCUAUGGUGAAAAGCAAGAUGUCAGCUGAUGACUUCAUAAGGAAUAAUCGUGGGAUUGAUGACGGGAAGGAUCUACCUGAGGAGUAUCUGAGAUCACUAUUUGAACGGAUAUCAAGAAAUGAAAUCAAAAUGAAAGACGAUGAUCUGGCCCCUCAGCAGAAGCAGUCUUCGAACACUAACAGGAUUCUGGGUUUGGAUGGUAUCUUAAACAUCGUGAUUCGCAAGCGAGGAGAAGAAAAUGGCAUGGAGACCAGUGAUGAUCUUAUUAGACGCAUGCAAGAACAAUUCAAAGAAAAGGCUCGCAAGUCUGAGUCAGUCUACUACGCAGCUACAGAUGUGGUGAUUCUUAGAUUCAUGAUUGAGGCAUGCUGGGCUCCGAUGUUGGCAGCCUUCAGCGUCCCACUUGACCAAAGUGAUGAUGAUGUAGUUUUAGCUCUUUGCCUUGAAGGCUUCCGCUGUGCCAUCCAUGUCACUGCAGUUAUGUCCAUGAAGACUCAUAGAGAUGCUUUUGUGACUUCAUUAGCCAAGUUUACCUCCCUCCAUUCACCUGCUGAUAUUAAACAGAAGAACAUUGAGGCAAUUAAGGCAAUUGUAACCAUUGCGGACGAGGAUGGAAAUUACCUUCAGGAAGCUUGGGAGCAUGUCCUGACAUGUGUUUCUCGGUUUGAGCAUCUACACCUUUUGGGAGAGGGUGCUCCUCCAGACGCCACGUUCUUUUCCUUUCCUCAAAAUGAAUCUGACAAAUCAAAACAAGCUAAAUCAAAUAUCCUUCCUGUUCUUAAAAAGAAAGGACCCGGAAGAAUUCAACAUGCAGCUGCUUCUAUGUUAAGGGGUUCAUAUGAUGGUGGCAAUGCUUCCGGGGCAGUCACAUCUGAGCAGAUGAACAGUUUAGUCUCCAACUUGAACAUGUUGGAGCAAGUUGGAAGCUCAGAAAUGAAUCGGAUUUUCACACGGAGCCAAAAAUUGAACAGUGAGGCUAUCAUAGACUUUGUGAAGGCUCUCUGCAAGGUCUCUAUGGAUGAAUUGAGAUCUGCUUCUGAUCCCCGUGUAUUCAGCCUAACAAAGAUUGUAGAGAUUGCGCACUAUAACAUGAACCGCAUCAGACUCGUGUGGUCAAGCAUCUGGCAUGUGCUGUCUGAGUUCUUCGUAACCAUUGGUUGCUCUGAAAAUCUAUCAAUUGCAAUUUUCGCCAUGGAUUCUUUACGGCAAUUGUCAAUGAAAUUUUUAGAUCGAGAGGAGCUGGCAAAUUAUAACUUCCAGAAUGAAUUCAUGAAACCUUUUGUCAUUGUCAUGCGUAAGAGCAGUGCUGUUGAAAUCAGAGAGCUAAUUAUCAGAUGUGUCUCACAAAUGGUUUUGUCUCGAGUGACUAAUGUUAAAUCAGGAUGGAAGAGCAUGUUCAUGGUUUUCACAACAGCAGCUUAUGAUGAUCACAAAAACAUUGUACUCUUGGCUUUCGAAAUAAUUGAGAAAAUUAUACGAGACUAUUUCCCAUACAUCACGGAGACUGAAACCACCACUUUUACAGACUGUGUCAACUGCCUCAUUGCAUUCACCAAUAGUAGAUUCAACAAGGAAAUUAGCUUGAAUGCUAUUGCUUUUCUCCGAUUCUGUGCGACAAAACUUGCUGAAGGGGAUCUUGGGUCUUCAUCACGGAAUAAAGAAAAGGAAGCCUCGGCAACGAUUGCUCCAUCCCCUCGAAGGGGUAAAGAUGGAAAGGUGGAGAACGGAGAUAUCCUGGAGAAGGAUGAUCACCUGUACUUCUGGUUCCCACUGUUGGCUGGUUUAUCAGAACUCAGCUUCGAUCCUAGGCCUGAAAUCAGGAAGAGCGCUUUGCAAGUACUGUUUGAGACUUUACGCAACCAUGGACACCAUUUUUCGCUGUCUCUAUGGGAGAGAGUAUUUGAAUCAGUUCUCUUCCCCAUUUUUGACUAUGUGCGACAUGCUAUUGAUCCUUCUGGAGGAAACUCACCUGGGCAAGAGCCAGACAGUGAGAUGGGUGAGCUUGAUCAAGAUUCAUGGCUCUAUGAGACAUGCACUCUGGCUCUCCAACUAGUUGUGGAUCUUUUUGUUAAGUUUUAUGGUACAGUGAAUCCCCUACUAAGAAAAGUUCUGACACUUCUCGUAAGUUUCAUUAAGCGGCCUCACCAAAGCCUUGCUGGCAUUGGUAUUGCUGCCUUUGUCCGUUUGAUGAGCAACUGCGGGGAUCUCUUCUCCGAUGAGAAGUGGCGGGAAGUGGUUUUGUCAUUCAAAGAUGCGGCUAAUGCCACACUCCCCGAUUUCUCUCAUAUUCUCAACGGGGAAACCACAGUUGGGAGCUAUGAACACACAAUCAAUAGACAAAGUAGUGAUGAGUUGGCCGAGUCUGGAACUCCUGAUGAUGAUCCAGAGAAUGCAAGGGCUCGAUAUCUUUUUGCUUCUGUUUCUGAUGCAAAGUGCAGAGCUGCUGUCCAACUUCUACUUAUCCAGGCGGUGAUGGAGAUCUACAGCAUGUACCGCCCUCACCUUUCUGCUAAGAAUAUAUUGGUCCUCUUUGAUGCCCUGCGUGAUGUGGCAUCACAUGCACACAAGACCAACAGUGAUGCUGCUCUGCGUUCAAAGUUGCAAGAAUUUGCCUCAAUGACCCAAAUGCAGGACCCUCCAUUGUUACGUCUCGAGAAUGAGUCCUACCAAAUUUGCCUGACGUUCUUACAGAAUCUGAUGCUGGACAAGCCUGCAGAUUACGAUGAGGUUGAGGUGGAGAAGCACUUGGUUGACCUUUGUCAAGAGGUUUUACAGUUUUAUAUCUUGGCUUCCUCCUCUGGACUCGUAACCAAGUCGUCUUCAGGAGAGCAGCCACGUUGGCAAAUCCCUUUAGGCUCUGGGAAGCGAAGAGAAUUAGCUGCUCGUGCUCCUCUUAUCGUGGCGACAUUACAGGCCAUAUGCAUUUUGGGGGAAACUUCGUUCGAGAAGAACUUGGCUCGUUUUUUCCCAUUAUUUUCAAGCUUGAUAUGCUGUGAACAUGGCUCGAACGAAGUCCAGGUAGCUCUGAGUGAAGCGCUGAGCUCAUCAGUAGGCCCCAUCUUGCUUAGAUCCUGCUGAUCUCUGGUAAAAUGAACUUGUUUGAUAUGUAUGAUAGUUUUGCUCAUGUAAUUUCUCACCUCGCUUUCUGUAAUAGUUAUUCUUUCGGAAUUAGAAGUGAUAGAAUAUGAAGAGAUAGAGAUGUUUUUGCCUUUAGCAGUGCUUUUUAAGUUUUCUUCAGUAGAAUCCUCCCAGUAUUGACACAAGUUGCCAAGAUCUUCCCCUCCCUGUAUUCAUCUAUUCUUCCAGAAUGAUCAGAAAGUACACUGUAUGAAUGCUUGGAUUUGGUUUUGAGAAGCAAUUUUGUUGGUUUCUCA
This is a messenger RNA of Rhodamnia argentea, 5825 nucleotides long. Its product is annotated as brefeldin A-inhibited guanine nucleotide-exchange protein 2. The transcript has 11 exons. NCBI's taxonomy places the organism in Eukaryota, Viridiplantae, Streptophyta, Magnoliopsida, Myrtales, Myrtaceae. Gene Ontology annotation, molecular function: guanyl-nucleotide exchange factor activity. The record is from RefSeq and is a predicted model, not a curated record. Gene Ontology annotation, cellular component: trans-Golgi network. Bases 193 to 5529 code for a protein of 1778 amino acids. Gene Ontology annotation, biological process: regulation of ARF protein signal transduction.